Molecule: messenger RNA, 1534 nt
Organism: Cuscuta europaea
Lineage: Eukaryota; Viridiplantae; Streptophyta; Magnoliopsida; Solanales; Convolvulaceae
Source: the annotation of a GenBank genome assembly
GAAUUACAGUCCAAGUAAAAACAUCCUUAAUCCGGUUUCUCCUUAGGGUUGGUUUAAAAAGUUUCGGGCUGAUGCUUCUGUAUUCAACUACUCUUGUGAUGGCACUUUAUUAUAUUUUAUGGUGUAUGUAGAUGACAUGAUUCUCACAGAGUCACAGGGAAUGAAUUCUUCCAAGGCUAUUGAACACUUUAUUUCUCAACUUACUGUCCGGUUCUCGAUCAAGGAUCUUGGUUCCCUAACUCAUUUCCUUGACAUUGAGGUCAUCUCCACUAAGGAUGGUCUCUUUCUCUCACAAAGACAAUAUAUUUCGAAUAUACUUGAAUUCUUCUGUAUGCGAGGAUGCUAAGGACUCCACUACUCCAAUGAGCUCGUCUGCGAUCUUGCAUCUCCACAAUGGUCCAAGUUUUAGUGAGGUCGGUCAAUAUUGUCGGGCCUUGGGACUUCUUCAGUAUUUAGCCUUCACUCGGCCAGAUAUAUCUUUUGCGCUAAAUAAACUUUCUUAGUACAUGCACUGUCCUACGGUUACUCAUUGGGCAGCCGUCAAAAGGAUUUUCCACUAUCUUAAAGGCACUCUAUAUCAUGGUUUGUUCCUUCGUCGGCAAACUAAUCUCACACUCUUCGCUUUCUCCGACUCCGACUGGGCUGGUGUUCAUGAUGGUGGCCGUUCUACUACAUCUUAUGUGUUAAAUCUAGGGUCCAACAUCAUCUCAUGGAAAUCUGCCAAACAAAAGUGUGUGUCUCGUUCAUCCACGGAGGCAGAAUAUCGAGCCAUGACGAACGCUAGUGCGGAACUCCUAUGGUUCCAUAACAUUUUAUCGGAGCUUGGUAUUUCCAUUUCUGUUCCACCCCAACUGUUUUGUGAUAAUCAAGGGGCCACAUAUCUUUGCACCAGUCAGGUAUUUCAUUCCCGCAUGAAGCAUCUAGCCUUGGAUUUUUAUUUUGUCCGGGAACUCAUUGAACACGGUCAACUUCAGGUCAAUCAUAUUUCUACAAAAUGCCAGAUUGCUAACAUUCUCACUAAACCACUGGGCAAACUACAAUUUCAUCAAUUUCGAGCCAAGCUAGGAGUCUCCGACGGAUCCUCCAUCUUGCGGAGCGUAUUAAAUAAUAUUUAUGCAUGUCACGUUAUAUUUAUGUUAAUAUGUGUACAAUUAUAUUAUUCUACUCAUUUAUGUAUUUAUCUCCUUGAGUUGUAUAGAUUAGUUAAGGGAAAGUUCCCGAAAUAGGACUGAAACAGUUUGAAAAUUUUAAAAUAGGAAUGUCAUGUUUUUUGUUCCUAAAAUAGGACUAAUUAUUGUCAUGUUUAGAAAAUACUGCCAUGUUUGAAGUCUGGUACUGUCAAAACAUGACAGUAAUUAGUCAUAUUUUGGGAAUAAAAACAUGACAGUCCUCUUUUGAAAUUUUCAAAGUAUACGUUUUAGUCCUAUUUUGAGUAAUAUUCUCACCAGUUAAGGGUAGAGCUUAUCCCUUCACUUGGUUUGAAUCAUACGUGUAUUGUAUAAAUACUCCCAUGUACAUUCAUUUUAGAUACAAA